This is a messenger RNA of Bicyclus anynana (squinting bush brown), 3247 nucleotides long. RefSeq lists its product as uncharacterized. Lineage: Eukaryota; Metazoa; Arthropoda; Insecta; Lepidoptera; Nymphalidae. The record is from RefSeq and is a predicted model, not a curated record. Bases 203 to 3247 code for a protein of 1014 amino acids. The transcript has 6 exons.
GAAAAUAUAUUAUGGUAAUUUAUUACAGGCACCGGAGCCUAAAAAUCCUUGGAAAGGAGUUCGCAAUGCCAAAGAACAUGCCUCUAAUUGCUUUCACUAUGAACUCUUCACCAACAACACAGAACCGACCGUCGGGAGCGAGGACUGCUUGUAUCUCAACGUUUACACUCCAAACAUAGUUCCCGUUAACCCUUUGCCAGUCAUGGUGUGGAUACAUGGCGGUGGAUUCAUCAGUGGCAGCGGCGACGAUAACGCUUACGGUCCUGAAUAUCUUAUUAGAAAAGGCGUGAUCCUCGUUACUCUAAACUACAGGCUGGAGAUCUUAGGUUUCCUUUCCCUAGACACCGAAGACAUCCCUGGAAAUGCCGGCAUGAAGGACCAAGUGGCUGCUCUGAGAUGGGUUAAAAGGAAUAUAAGAAAGUUCGGAGGUGACCCUGACAACAUCACUAUAUUUGGGGAGAGCGCUGGAGGGGCGAGCGUUUCUUUCCACGUAGUGUCGCCGAUGACCAAAGGUCUUUUUAAAAGAGCCAUCAUGCAAAGUGGAACAGUGACGGGUUGGUUGCCGCGUACGUUUAGACCCAGAGAAAAAGCCAUAAGAUUGGCCCAAGAUUUAGGAUUUUAUUCCAAUGACCUCAAAGAGAUCUAUAAAUUCUUUAUAAACCAACCAGUUGAAAAUCUGUACGGCAAAGAAGUUAGAUUAUCGUAUGCCGCCUCGAGUAAGGAAUCUCCUAACUUUAUGAAUUUGUUUGCUAUAGUAUCGGAAACUCAGUUCGGUGACAACGAAAGAUACUACUAUGGAGAUGCCUAUGAUCUCGUUCGCAAUGAUAUGCACGAAGGCGUACAAAUCAUCAAUGGGUAUACGGAAGAUGAAGGUAUAAUAUACUUCUCCGCCGGAGUCGACGUCGAAAGACUCUUCGAUCAAGCAAACAAAUUCGUGGAGCUAUUCGUCCCUCUCCCUUUCACAAGAGAGACUCCGCUAACUGCACAAAUGGAAAUUGGGAGAAGAUUCAGAGAGUUUUAUUUGAAAAAUGAUACAGCAUCUAAAGAUAAUUUGGACGAUUUGUUAAGGUAUUUUAAUAUGGAACUUUUUUCAUUUUCGGCGGUAUCCAUGCAGAAACUGGUCGCUAAGAGAGUCGGUGACAGGAGUUACUUGUACAAGUUUACGUGUAAAUCUGAACUAAACAUGUUUUCGUCUGCAACGGGGUUGGACGGACUCUUCAACUACAGGCCAGUGACGGCUCACGCCGAUGACCUCGGCUACCUGUUUCCAUCGUCGACAACAAUUGACAUGAAGUCGAAUGCCUUCAAAAUGAUUGAUCAACUCACGACAUUGUGGACGAAUUUCGCAAAAUAUGGAGAUCCCACUCCUGAUGACAGCUUGGGUGCAAAAUGGUUGCCCUUCACUUCAACAAAUCAAGAGUAUUUGGACAUUGGAGAGAUACUUGUUCCGAAAACAUUUCCGGACAAAGAAGAAAUUGAUUUCUGGGAAAGCGUUUUUCAAGAAUAUCUACCACAAUAUGCAGGCGCUUCCUGGAGUUGUCCUGCCAGAAGUCAACCUGGUGAUGGUCAUUUAGUUGUAAUGGAUGUAUUCAAUUGGGCUCUAUUUUUCUUAUCGAAAAUAUUCGCAAUCCACGUGUCAGUGAAUGAGGGUAUCCUAGAGGGAGAUGUGGUGAGGAGUGCCUACGGGAGCCCGUACUUCAGCUUUAAGGGCAUCCCUUACGCUGAACCGCCCGUCGGAGAUUUAAGAUUCAAGGCUCCACUUCCAAAAACCCCAUGGCAGGGAGUUCGCAGUGCAAAACAACACGCUCCCAAAUGUUACCAAUAUGAGCUGUUCACAAACGAGACUCUGCCACCCGUCGGAAGCGAAGACUGCUUGUAUCUUAACAUCUACACUCCCCACAUCGCUCCAAUCAAAUCUUUGCCGGUUAUGGUGUGGAUCCAUGGAGGGGGAUUCGUCAGCGGCAGUGGGAACGUCGACGAACAGAACCCGGAAUUCCUCAUGAGAAAAGGAGUCAUCUUAGUCACCCUAAACUACAGAUUAGAAGUUUUAGGUUUCCUUUCCCUCGACACUGAGGAAAUUCCCGGCAACGCCGGCAUGAAGGACCAAGUUGCUGCCCUGAGAUGGAUUAAACAGAACAUAAGAAAGUUCGGAGGAGACCCUGACAACAUCACCAUAUUCGGGGAAAGCGCUGGAGGAGCGAGUGUUUCUUUCCAUUUGGUUUCACCGAUGAGCAGAGGCUUAUUCCAAAGGGCUAUCACACAGAGCGGUGCUCUGACAUGUUGGUGGCCGAUUACAUUCAGAGCGCGGGACAGAGGAGUAGCUCUGGCGAAGGAACUAGGAUGUUAUUCUACAGACGACAGAGAGACCGCUGCGUGCCUUAGAGCCCAACCGUAUGAAAAUCUUAUUUCAAAACGAAUCAAAGUUACUUACGCUCAAUGGGCCAAAGAAUCUCCCAACGUAUACUUCGGUAUCGUCUCGGAAAAUCAAUUCGGUGAUAACGAAAGAUUCUUCUUCGGGCAUCCGUACGACGUGUUACGUGACGGCAUACACGAGGGCGUGCAAGUCAUGAACGGCUAUACUGAAGACGAAGGAGUCAUGUAUUUUACGACUGGUGUCGAUGCUGAUUCUAUUUUCGAUCAAGCCAACAAGUUUACAGAAUUCUUUGUUCCAGAACCUCAUAUAACGAACACCUCUUUAGUGACCCAAAUGGAAAUAGGAGAAAAAUUUAGAGAAUUCUAUUUGGGAGAGAGAGUUGCGUCAAAGGAGACACUAGACUACAUGGUGAAAUAUUUUAAUAUGGAAAUGUUUGUGUACGGAGCGAUGGCUCUCCAAAAAAUAAUUGCCAAAACGAGUGACCAAAACCAUUACUUGUACAAGUUUACUUGUAAAUCUGAAUUGAACAUCUUCACGCAAUUGACGGGAAUCGACUACUUGUUCGACUACAGGCCAGUGGUGGCUCAUUCCGAUGAUCUUCCGUAUCUCUUCCCCUACACGGCUGACAUAGAUACCAAGUCAAAAACAUUCAAAAUGGUCGAACAAGUCACGACACUGUGGACUAAUUUUGCUAAAUAUGGCGACCCGACGCCCGACGCGUCUCUGGGCGCUCGCUGGGCGCCGUACACUCUGCAGCAGCAGCAGUACCUGGACAUCGGCGAGCAGCUGCUGCCCGGCGCCUUCCCCGACCAGGAUCAGGUCCUCUUCUGGGAGGACAACUUCAGAGAACACCUCCCUAAAUUAGUGCCUUAA